This is a messenger RNA of Malassezia vespertilionis, 396 nucleotides long. RefSeq names its product 2-iminobutanoate/2-iminopropanoate deaminase. Gene Ontology annotation, cellular component: cytosol; mitochondrion. Gene Ontology annotation, molecular function: deaminase activity. Lineage: Eukaryota; Fungi; Basidiomycota; Malasseziomycetes; Malasseziales; Malasseziaceae. The record is from RefSeq and is a predicted model, not a curated record. The coding region runs from base 1 to 396 and encodes 131 amino acids. The transcript has 2 exons.
AUGAGCUCUGUGUACAAGACCAUUUCUACCCCGGACGCACCCAGCGCGAUUGGCCCGUACUCGCAGGCCGUCGUAUACAACGGCACUGCCUACGUCUCUGGCUGCAUUCCAUUCGAUCCAGCAUCGAUGCAGUGUGUCGAAGGCGGCAUCGAGGCGCAGGCGCAGCGCGCGAUCGACAACCUGCUUGCUGUUGUCAAGGCCGCAGGAUCGGCGCCGAGCCAUGUGCUCAAAGUUACCGUGUUCAUGAAAGACAUGAACGACUUUGCCAAAGUGAACGGUAUCUAUGAAAAGGCAUUCACCCCAUACAAGCCUGCACGCAGUGCCGUCGAAGUCGCGCGCCUGCCGCGCGAUGUGCUUGUGGAGCUCGAGUGCAUCGCCGCGGUGAAGAGCGACUGA